ACUCACUUGUUUUUGUUUCCUGGCUCCCCAGCUGCUCUGACCCAUCCCUCCCCUCUUUCUCUUUUUCUCUGCUCUCCUCGGUCCAUUCCAGUUUUCUCCUCUGCACCCUGCAGUUGUUUCUGAGUGAGCGAUGUGCUGUUCUGUGGGUUUCGCCAGGUCUCUGGGUCUGGCCCUGCUGCCUCUGGCCCUAUGCUGUAUCCUGGCCAACCUGCUGCUGUUGUUUCCCAUGGGAGAACUCACCUACAUCCAGCUUGACCGCCCGGCCAGGUACAUCUGGUACUUUGGUGGACUAGGAGGUGGAGGACUGCUGAUGCUGAUUCCAGCUGUGGUCUUCAUCACUCUGGGGAAAUGUAGCUGCUGCUGGAAUGAGAGCUUAAUGAUGUGCGGGUCAGUGUUGGCAGCUGUGGUCGGCAUGGUGGGGUCUGCUUACUGUUUCGUCAUAUCAGGGUUCGCCUUGGUGCAGGGGCCGCAGUGCUUCACCUCUUACGGAUGGACGUACCCCUUCUCAGACCAGGGGGGCAGGUAUCUGUUGCAGCCAGAGACGUGGUCACGGUGUCUCCAGCCGGUCCAUAUCGUAGAGUGGAACGUGACUCUGCUGUGUGUGUUACUGGGCCUGGCUUUGCUGGAGUUCAUCAUCUGUCUCUUACAGCUCGGCAACGGUUUAGUCAACGCCGUCUGCCGGCCAUGUUGCUAUAAGCAGGAGUACAGUCUUAACGCUUAGACAAAACACACGUGCAGGUGCACACAUAAAAAUAUACACAUACAGAGCAUUAAUGGACAUAUGCGUACAGCAGCAUGUGUUUGUGUGUGAGCACAACACACAGCCUUUCUACUUAGGCACACUAACUGUGCAGUAUCAUGGACACCUGGCAACUAUGUCAGUGUAUGUCAGUGUAUAUUUUCAAGCUUUCAGUUUGCCCUAUAAAAGUGGCAAAAUCACUAUGCAGACAUUUCAAAGGCAACAGGAUAUUUGUCCAUAAUAGCGUAAGUGUGUGUAUCGCGUAUAAGCCAUAGAGACAUAGAAAAAGGAGGAUGUGUUUCACUUUGUACCUAGUGAAAGGAGCCUCAGCAGGCAUUUACAAAUAAUAAAAACAAAGAACAACAUCCUAAAUAAUAAUAAUAAUAAUAAUGAUUAUAUUAGGUAUGCGGGAUAAUAAGUUUCACUAAAGUAUUUGUGCAGUUGUCAGUUGUCUUCAGAACAAAAAGACACCUUUUCGUGCCUUAUUUGUUUUGUUUUAUUAAAGCUAAAUAAGAAGGAAGAAGCACCUGUUGCUAUAUUUUUAAUAACAACUGUUCAUUUACUUCAUGACAACCUAUAUUCUGAAUAUUAUUAUAUACUGUACACUUUGUAUAACUUCGUAGAACCAACAGUUACACUAUCAGAAGAACAGAACAAACUAUUUUUUAGCAACAUAAUGGGAGUGGAUGGAGAUGACACAAUCAUUCAAAUCAAUGUCAUUACACUACUUAAGAUGCCUCCCACAUGUUGUUUUAUUAUGUUGGAAUUAGCUCUUGUGGGCAUUUCACUGGCAUUGUUGAUGGUGUCCUUGCAAGAAGUAAUGUACAUUUCCAUGAUUUUAGUUUCUGAAGGUGCCUCAAGAUUAUCAUGAUGCACCAGGAAGUGUCCUCUCUGUCCUGUAUUAUUCUUGUGGUUCCAACCUUUUUACGGUGUGUUGGAUCACUUUAUAUGAGAAGAUUUUUGUGUGUGUGUUUGUACAUUUUGUUUUCAUUUUCAGAGCAUUUUGUUGUAAAUUGUUUUCUUUGUGUCUUUCGGAUGCUAGAUCAGUGUUAACAGACAUGUUAUAUAUAUUUUAGUGACAUAUUUUUAUAAUGUAUGUUCGUUUGUGCUGCCUUGAAUA
Thunnus maccoyii (southern bluefin tuna) is the source of this 1859-nucleotide messenger RNA. It is a transcript of the gene tm4sf1, whose product is annotated as transmembrane 4 L six family member 18. The coding region runs from base 131 to 721 and encodes 196 amino acids. The record is from RefSeq and is a predicted model, not a curated record. Lineage: Eukaryota; Metazoa; Chordata; Actinopteri; Scombriformes; Scombridae. Gene Ontology annotation, cellular component: membrane. The transcript has 4 exons.